GCCAUUCCGUCGCUAUCAUUCCAGGAAACGAAAGCCUCGAAAUCGAAGAUCAUUAAUCAAUCUGAGAAUUCCUUGAACAAUCCACUUCCUAAAACGCGAUUCACCUAGAAACCGAAAUUCGUGUGAAUGGGCGAUACCAUUCAUUUAGAAUGAAAGGGAUGUUGUUAAAUCGUUGACAAAUGUUGUUGCGAUCCGCCGAUUCUGUGAAUUGCAGCUAGUGGUGAAGCGGCCACUAGGAGAAACAUCGUUUCGGCGAAAUGAAUGAAAACAAUGAUUUCUCGAAAAGGAGUGAGUCAGAACUCGUGACUGAUGUUUCUUCUUACCUUCCAGGUAUUCCAAUUUUUGUUUUCAUUCUUCAAUAUUUAUCAUCCAAAGCCCUCUAUUGUCCUAUGUUGCUUAGAUAUAGUGACAACUCACUCAAGGAAAUAUUUUCUUGAGAAUUCCAUUGAAGAAAUUGUUAGUGGAAUAGACUGCUAGACAGAUACUGUAAAUUUUUUUUCCCUCAACAUCUUAACGUUUUUUCAUUUGUGGCGGGAAUUCUGUGAGCUGAAUCGAUUCCGUUCGAUUGGCUUAUUUACACCUGGGAAGUAAGGCAUGAUUACGUACUUCCUGGAAUUACUUUCCCAGCUGACUGUGUUUGUGUACGUUUUCGCUCGCGGUCUCUCUAUGGACAAGCGGUGACUAUAAAAACUUGUUUCGGAUGUUGAAUCAGGAUGAGUUUGACUUCUCGUUCAUGAACGACUGUUUAUUAUGGAUAGUUGGCUACUGACAGCUGUGACGGUGAAAUCGCCUCAGCUGUAGUGUUGACAUCCCAACAGCUGAGAAAGAACAAUGUUGAACACGGGGCCGUGGCUCUACGUUCCUCUUGUGCUUCUAACCAUCCUCGUAACGGUCUGUCAAGGUGUCAAACCAGGGCUUGAAUUAAACCCAUUUAUUUUGCACUUCGAGCCUUUAUUUUACAGCCAAAAAUCACUGAAUGAACAAAAUUACCGCACUAAACGUUCUCCAAAGUCGGAAAUAAAGUUACAGUUCAUUGCGCAUAAUAGGGUUUUUAAGCUUAGAAUGAAGUCUGAAACAUCUUUAUUUGCACCUGAUAUAGUAUUCGAAUCUUCAAGCAGAGGGAGAUUUGAUUAUGAUGUUUCCAAAGUUGUAAAAGGACAUUUAGAUGAUGAUGAAGAAUCAUCCGUCGAGGGAGUAAUAACAUCAAACGGAUUGUUGGAUGCUGUGGUGAAGACAAAAAUCGAGCAGUAUUUUAUUGAGCCAUCAUCGCGAUACUUUCCAACAUCAAAUCAACCUUUUCAUUCUGUCAUCUAUCGGUUAUCAGACGUCCAUUUUCCUCUUGGAAACAUUACCCACAGAUCACUUUCAUCUGUACAUAAAAAUCAUCCAUCUUCGCACCAGCAUGCUAUUGAGGCAACUCAUCAGCCUGUAAAUAAACAUCCACUCCUGAAGGACCAGAGUUCCUCAGAUGACCCGUUAUUUUUUAAACAAUUCACAAAACGUUAUUUUCAUCGCAGGAAUAAAUUUCAUCGUGUCCGCCAAUCGAGAUCCAUCACAUCAUCUAAGCAUUCCUCCGAGGAAGUUCUGUAUUGGAGAGACGGAGAUUCAUUGCAUUAUCGGAACGUUGAACGCUAUGGCGACUCGGAACGGUAUGGGGUUCGAUCCAAUCAAAGGACUCAUUGGACCGAGGAUCGAACGGAUCGACACGUUGCCAUCGAUCCCCAGAAAAGUACUUGUAUGCUCUAUUUGCAAGCUGAUCAUCUGUUUUACCAGAAAAUGGGCAGUGAAGAAGCCUGUAUAGAGACUAUGACUCGCCACGUGCAAAAAGUGAAUGGUAUAUAUAAGAAUACUGAUUUCGACCAGGAUGGACGUCCAGACAAUGUUUCAUUCCUCAUCAAGCGAAUCAAAGUCCAUACAUUAGAUGCUCUGAAAGAUCCUGUGUAUAGAUUUCCAGCAAAUUACGGUGUAGAGAAAUUCUUGGAAUUAUUUUCAGAAGAAGAUUACGAUGCAUUCUGCUUAGCCUACAUGUUUACUUAUCGGGACUUUGAAGGCGGUACUCUAGGAUUAGCAUGGACUGGAGAUUUAAAGAAUGCUGGAGGAGUUUGUGAGAAAAAUGGACACUAUAGAGGUAGCUUAAAAAGUCUAAAUACUGGUAUUGUAACUCUUCUUAAUUAUGGGAAGUACGUUCCGCCAAUUGUUUCUCAUGUCACUUUGGCUCAUGAGAUUGGACAUAAUUUUGGAUCCCCUCAUGAUCCUGAAGAUGAUGUAGUUUGUACACCAGGAGGUGAUAAUGGAAAUUAUAUAAUGUUUGCUCGCGCAACAUCUGGUGACAAAAGAAACAAUAAUAAAUUUUCACCGUGCAGUGUACGUAGUAUUAAUGCGGUCUUAAAUACAAAAGCAAGGAGCCUUAAAGGUUGCUUUACAGAAAUUCAGGACUCCAUUUGUGGUAAUGGAGUUGUGGAAAAGAAUGAGCAGUGUGACUGUGGAUGGGAAGAAGAUUGCGAAGAAAGCUGUUGCUUUCCUAUGAGAACUAAUCCUCCUCGAGACGAACCUCCUUGUAUGCUCAGGCCAAAUGUUAUUUGCAGUCCUAGUCAAGGUCCGUGUUGCUCUCAAGACUGUAGUCUCAAGGUUGGAGAAGAAUGCCGAGGUGAUAAUGGUUGCAGAAGUCCAAGCUAUUGUGAUGGUAAAGGUCCGCAAUGUCCUCCUUCAACUAACAAGCCAAAUAAAACAGUUUGUAAUGAAGAAUUUGUGUGUUACAUGGGAGAAUGCACAGGUUCAAUAUGCGUAGCUUAUGGCUUAGAAUCUUGCCAAUGUCGGCGCGGCCCUAACGAUCCUCCAACUAAAGCUUGUGAACUUUGUUGUAAAUUGCCAGGAGAUGAUUACAGUUGCAAAUCCUCUUUUGAAUGGAACUCUUCUCCUUAUGAUGUUCCCGAUCUUUAUGCCAAACCUGGAACACCAUGUGAUAAUUAUAAUGGUUAUUGUGAUGUUUUCCAAAAAUGCAGAGAAGUAGAUCCAUCUGGUCCUUUAGCAACACUCCGAAAACUUUUUUUGUCUAACGAAAGCAUGGCGUCUGUAAAACGAUGGAUUCUUCUGCACUGGUGGGUUGCUGUACUUCUAGGACUUAGUAUUGUUAUAUGCAUGAGUAUUGUAGUUCGCCUUUUUGGAAAGCAAAAUGAUUCUCCCAAGAAUCUUUCCGACAGUGGCCAAACGAACAAAACUAUUGGUAUUUUACGUCCUUGCAGUAACCAACCUUUAGUGAAAGCCAGAACGCAAGCUUUGGCAGCGAAUUCCAGUAUUGCCUUGGCUCAUGCAUCAAGUCACCGAAAAUCUACCAGCAAUUUUGUCAGGACCAGUGUUUCAUCUUUUUCAAAUAAGCACAGAUCUUUACUUAUGACAGGGAAUGGGUGGGUUUGACAUUAAUUAAAAUCGGUAGGAUACAAUGUCUCUUAUUCAAAGUUGAGAUUUGCAGAAGAAUAAAUUAAACAUGCAAGCUAACGUGAUUCUGUUUUUAAUUUAUUUUCGUCAAAGCUUUAAAAUUUUUAAGUGAAGUUAAAAAUACAUUUUCUAUUUUCAUGAACAAUUUCAAAAGCAUCAUUGAUGAAUCCAUGAAAUAUUUUCUUAUAUACUUGGUGCUCACGCCUUAUUUUCUUGCACUUUUUUCAAUGGUACUUCAUACUAAAAUAUAAAUGCAAAUUUAUUUUGAAUUUUUAUUGUUAAAGUAUCAAUUAUUAAAUUAGAUUUAAUGUUACUACACUUCAAUACUUCAGUAAAAUUUUUGAAAUACUAGAUUUAAGAAUAGAUUAAAUUUGUAAAUCCUUUCUUGAAUCAAGUUUACAAUAUUGACAAGCAAUAUUCAUUUUGCAAAAAACGGUUUAGGUCUAAAAUUUAGCAUUGCUGUAUUACCUGUUGCAGUGUAGCAUUUUUUUGCUGUGAAUCAUAAAAUGCAAAGCAGCUGUUGAGGAAAACGAUAGACGAAAUAUAUUUUUGAAUUAUACUAUUUUUUAAGAGUUUUUUAAUUACCAGACAUAAAAACUUUGUUGUUGUUGUUUUUUUAAAUUACUAGACAUAAAAACUUUGUUCCAUAUUUCAUUUCAAAGAAAAUCUCAUGACGUUGAUUCUCAAAA
Molecule: messenger RNA, 4124 nt
Organism: Argiope bruennichi
Lineage: Eukaryota; Metazoa; Arthropoda; Arachnida; Araneae; Araneidae
Product: disintegrin and metalloproteinase domain-containing protein 10-like
Exons: 14
Coding region: 832-3414 (860 amino acids)
Biological process (GO): membrane protein ectodomain proteolysis; Notch signaling pathway
Cellular component (GO): plasma membrane
Molecular function (GO): metalloendopeptidase activity
Source: RefSeq, a predicted model, not a curated record